Daphnia magna is the source of this 3995-nucleotide messenger RNA. Its product is annotated as calcium/calmodulin-dependent 3',5'-cyclic nucleotide phosphodiesterase 1C. The coding region runs from base 16 to 3327 and encodes 1103 amino acids. Gene Ontology annotation, biological process: signal transduction. NCBI's taxonomy places the organism in Eukaryota, Metazoa, Arthropoda, Branchiopoda, Diplostraca, Daphniidae. Gene Ontology annotation, molecular function: 3',5'-cyclic-AMP phosphodiesterase activity. The record is from RefSeq and is a predicted model, not a curated record. The transcript has 16 exons.
CAAAAAUUGGCCAAAAUGGGGGUGCCGCUCAGCAAAUACCGUGUCCUACAAAGUUGCCUAGACAUUCGCUGCGUUGUGAGCCCCUCUGAGAAUGGCAGAGUCGUUCAUUCGACCCCCCCAGAACUCACAAAAUCUCCAUCGAAAAUGUCAGAAUCAAACGCUACCGAAAAACUGAAGACAUCAUCCAACGCCUUUAAGUUAUUGACACCGAAUAGUCGAAUGUCAACAGAGAGCGUUACUAUCGACGGGGAGAGUGGUAUCCGAUCGCCGGAGCAUACACCCACGGUCAACUGUUGGAAAUCCAACCAGCUGGAAGCCGUUGGUGAAUCUAUCCGGCAGACUGAGCAGCAGACAAACAAUGAAGAAGUCCCUGACGAAAUGCAAGAAGAAUGCACCAUUUGUUCAUCUGCGGUUGUGGUCUCUGAAAUUGUAACUGUCAUGGAAGGUUCGCUAGUCGUCGAAAUUCACGCCGUCCAUUCCGAAUCCGAUGUUGAAGACGAAGAAAACUGCAACCGGCCUUUGGUUGCCCGGCCCCGUACACCGAACAGGACGUUGUUCCAGCCAUCGCCACAACCUUUCCGUCUAGAAACCGACGAUGGGCAAAACGAAUGUUGCGAUCGUGAAACAUUGUUUGAAGGAGCGGGAGUGGUAGACGGCCUACCAUCGAUAUGUGUAGACGAUUUUAAGAUCGAAAAGAGGCGUCAUCAUCAGUCUCUGACGACGGUGGACGUCGAAUCGACGGCGAUCUUGAGACGAUGCCAGUCGCCUCGUUACGGACGAUCCUUUUCCAGAUCCACCGACUCGCUGAAUGAAACCUCCGAGUCCACGCCAACAUUAUCGUCCAGCUUUGGCGAACACUCAAAAGAGUUCCAUCUCGUUCGAGGUCCGGACAACUGGGAAACGCCUGUGACGGGCAAAAGACGAGAAUCUGCUCCUGAUUUCAAUUCAUCGGAUUCCAACGAUAGUCGACCGAAGAUUGUCAUCCGCCUCACAUCUGUCGAGGGCCUGGAACUCAACUUGACCAAUUCACUUCAAGAUAAUCAACUUCUUCCGGAAGCGGCAACAGUCGUCGUCUGCCCACAUCGGUCGAUCCGAGUAGGAGCCACCCGCCCACAGCCGCCGAAAUCAAAGAGAACGUUUGAUUUGAUGACAUUGGAGGACGUUUGUGGUUCAUCCGCCAUGGCCAAAGUCUUUCGCAAGUGCAAGAGCGCCACCUUUCAGAUUGGUAGCGAUACCUACACCAUCGUGGCCAGUGGUCCGAAAGGUUCCUCCAAAGACGACAGCUCUUUUGAUUACACACCGACGGCCAAUGGAGAAUACACAGGAUCGGAAACUCUGACAAUCAUGCGGCGUUCGAGCAGCAAAAGGAAAAGCCAAAGGUCCAGUACAGGUGCUGGAACUCCCACAGUUAGCGAGCUGGACGAUUCGGCAUUAGAGCGGCACGUCGGUAUCAUCGAAGAUGAACCGCCCAUUGAAAUGGCGGCUGCAGCUGUCCCAUCGUCCGAAGUUUGCGAGAACGCUUCUCUUCGGCUGAAAUGCCUAUUAAGGCUCCUGGACAAGGGCGAAGUGCGGCCCGAAGUGAUGCAGAAGAAUCUGAAAUUGGCCAUUCAAGUGCUGGACGCCGUGUACAUCGACGAGGCCGGAAGUCCCGACUGCGAAGACGAUGUCGGCGACGAGGAGGCUUUGUGGCCAGAUACGAAUGACGCAAGUUCGCCAGCACCACUCACCAACAACACCUCUCCCCACUUGUUAUUACCUCGUUUGGCAAAACCCUGUUGUUCACGGGCAUCUCGAGUUGGGCUCAGACCGGCCGUCACUUCUUUUACCACUUGUUCUUCUCCUACUCGUUCUUGUUCGUCCACUGCUACUACCCCAACAGCAUCUACCACUGCUACUACCGCUACUACUUCAAAGGCAUCUGUUCGUCGUCCUACACUUUUCAAGAAAAGACGCACACCGGAAGAAGAUGACGACUUAUCGGAAGUGCGGGCCGAUGCCGUGCCGCCGGAAGUGCGAGCCUGGCUGGCGUCUACGUUUACACGCCAAAUCAGCAGUCAUCGUAAACCCGGCGAGGAGAAGCCGAAAUUCCGGUCGGUGGCACAGGCCAUCAGGGCCGGAAUCCUGGUGGAACGCAUCUAUCGCCGAAUGUCCUCAUCGUCCUUUCUACAAUUCCCAGUUGAAGUGGCUCGCAAUUUAAAGCUGAUCGACGAGUGGACUUUCGAUGUUUUCGCUCUGAGCGACGUCUCGGCCGGUUCUCCUCUGCGCUACCUCGGCAUCGAUCUCCUCAAUCGCUAUGGCGUCAUCCACAAAUUUAAGAUUCCAAGCAGCACAUUGGAAGCGUUUCUCAACCAAACGGAGGCCGGCUAUUGCAAGCAUCGCAAUCUGUAUCACAACAAUACGCAUGCGGCAGACGUGGCCCAAACGCUUCACUACGUCCUCUAUCAAACUGGAUUGAUGAACUGGUUGACUGAUUUGGAAAUCUUCGCCGCCAUUAUUGCAGCCAUCAUUCACGAUUUUGAACACACGGGAACGACCAAUAGCUUCCACGUCAUGUCUGGUUCGGAGACGGCCUUGCUCUAUAAUGACAGGUCCGUCCAGGAGAACCACCACAUCAGCGCAGCGUUUAGGCUGAUGCGAGAAGAGGACUGUAACAUCUUGGUCAACCUGUCGCGCGAAGAGUUUCGUGAAUUCCGAUCGCUGGUCAUAGACAUGGUCUUGGCUACGGACAUGUCGUGCCACUUCCAGCAGAUUAAAGCAGCCAAAGCUCUGCUCACUGUUCCCGAACUCAGUGUGGACAAGUCGAAAAUCCUGUCGCUGGUGCUGCACUGCUGCGACGUGGCCCAUCCGAGCAAACCUUGGCUCUUGCACCGGCACUGGACCGAUUUGCUGCUGGAAGAGUUCUUCCGUCAGGGUGACCAUGAGAAAGAACUUGGAUUACCUUACAGCCCGCUCUGUGAUAGAAACAAUACUUUAGUUGCUGAAUCGCAAAUUGGUUUCAUAGAAUUUAUUGUUGAGCCAACAAUGGCCGUCAUGGGUGACUUAUUGGACAAAAUUCUGAUACCUAUACGACCGCAAUCAGCCCCGAUCCGGAACGAUCACCGAGAUUCGAUCUCCGAAGAAAAAUGCGAUGCAGGUGGCGAAGUGGUCACUGUGCCAACCACACCGGAGAAAAACAAGAAAGAGGGUGCCAAUUCCAAAGUAUCCGGCGAGAAGAUUAUUCGGCCUUGGGAUGUCUAUUUGGAGGAGAACAAAGGCAAAUGGAAAGAGCUGAGCGUUAAAGAUCAACAAAGACGGCAGGAAGAAGCCAAACUGAAAGCUGAAGAUUAAAAAAGAAAAUGUCAAACAACUAGUCAAGAAAAUUCGAAUUUCGAUUGUUUACAAAUUAGAUAAGAUUCUCCUCCUGAGAAGGACAAAAAUGGAAAAAAGAAACAAGAAAAACAAAAAAAAAAAAAAUUAUCUUAAUUAAACUAAAACAAUACCUCGACACACCAGAAAUUAACUAAUAGUAUUUCGUACAUCAUUUCUAGGACCUGGAUGACUAUGCGUUUUUCAUUAACCGUCCGUAUUACCAAAACGUCUGCUUUUUUGCUCGAGGAAAAAAAAAAAGAAAGACAUUACGCUUAUCGAUGUUUGUAGGUGACACAUUAUUGUCUCGUGUUCCCCUAACAUGAAAAAAAAAAAGAGAGAGAGAGAGAGUUAAACGUUUUCUUUCACAACAUACCGUGAUGAUAGGGAAACAGAUGUUUGAAAACAUUCGUAAUGGGAUUGUGCCGUAUCUACUUAUGAAAAAAAUCCUUUUGUCUCUUUGUAAUUUUCAAUUUGAUAUCAUUUCCGGCGAAUCAUGUAUCAUCAUCUUUGAAUUUUCCUAAUUCUUCUGAUUAUUCUAUGGUUUUAUGAUUAAUAUUUUCUACCCUUUUUUGUCUCAUCAAAGAUUGUCGGUCAAUCUUGUCACGUCAAUACAUAAAAUAAACAAUGAAGAUCGGUUGCACCGUUAA